This is a messenger RNA of Verruconis gallopava, 1362 nucleotides long. RefSeq lists its product as uncharacterized. Gene Ontology annotation, cellular component: mitochondrial outer membrane. NCBI's taxonomy places the organism in Eukaryota, Fungi, Ascomycota, Dothideomycetes, Venturiales, Sympoventuriaceae. The record is from RefSeq and is a predicted model, not a curated record. The transcript has 4 exons. Bases 174 to 761 code for a protein of 195 amino acids.
ACAAAAAGACAUUCUGCACUGAACAUACCCGUCAAAAUACGGAGCAGAAAGACAAAUCCAAGCCCGGAAAUUUGUUGAAAGAACAUUUUCCCUUAUCUGAGUGAAAUCUGGACAGCAUUCACCACUCGCUUUUGUUCCUCGCGCGCGAUAUAGCAUACAACGCCCUGGACACGAUGACGACAUACAUUCCCAGCAUAACCAUUCCUGACUUCAUCUUGUCACGGCCAGCGGCUGCGGUGCUACUCCCGUUGGCGUUAGGAAAUGUAGUCGGAGCAGCAACCAGACCGGACAGGACUCAAAAGCAGUACAUGGCGCUGAAGCAACCGCCAUUCAACCCACCUGCGUGGGUGUUUGCACCUGUAUGGACUGCUUUGUACGCUGGGAUGGGCUAUGCGUCGUACCGAGCGUGGAAGGCAGGCAACAGCUCGUUUCUAGGGACGCAAACAUUCGACCUUGCCAAGUACGAGGCCUCGAGGCUUGGAUCUACUCUUUACACAAUACAAUUGGGUUUGAAUUUGAUCUGGAUGCCACUCUUCUUUGGCUUUCAGCGGCCUAUCGAAGCUACGGUCGACAUUGUCGCGCUUCUAGGAACGACGGGUUAUCUGACUUAUGUGUGGAGUGGAGUUGACGAAGUAGCGUCCUACAUCAUGUAUCCGUACCUCGCGUGGCUAGGGUUUGCUACGUAUUUGAGUGCUGGUUGCGGCUAUCUGAACGGGUGGGACUUCAAGAAGACCAAGGCGACCCAGCCGAAGCAGACUUAACUAUAGCAAUAGAGUGGAGCUUGGCGGCAAUCAAUCUUUACUCUCAAUCAACAGCCUAAAGGAGUGUUCUUGCGAAACCAGCUCUGCAAGCGUUUCUAAUCUAAACUGCAGGAUACGAAUGGCGGUGGAGCCCAUAAUCGAAGAUGCAUAGUGUAGAGGUGUGUGUCAAGAUCGUCUUGUAUCUAAAAUUUCAGUUAGGGCGAGGAAAGUUUUAAUCUUGUGAUUGCGCAGCCUGGAGAAAUGUCAUACGUGCGAGAAGAACGGAGUUAGAGGCCUGAUGGGCUGCAAGGAGAAUCGUAAGAAUCGUUGGUCGAUAUGCAGUCGUAAGCUGCAAGCGUGACCUGGACAUGAAUAAUUGCUCUUGGCGCGUGACAUGCCGAAUGUGUGAACACUCAAGGCAUCAUCAUUUCUCCUGGGGAUCAGUUUGAGCAUUUAUGGACAGCAAGGGCAUAUUUUCCUCGUGUGGACAUGCCGGGAGCUAUUGGAAAGGCCAAGGCAUUCAUCCAGACAACGGCAGCGUCGAAGUGCGGGAUAAAGCAUGAGAUAUCGCCCUCCAUAUGUGAACCUGCAGUAGCGUGCAUAUGCAACUCCUGCCUUGUCG